AUGGCAAUGCCAAUGGGAAAUGCAGUAACACCGGAGAUUAAGCAUUUUCCGGCAGUUGUUACCGGCGGUGAGAUGCAGUACAGGCCACAACCGCAACAGUGGUUUGUUGAUGAGAGAGACGGGUUUAUGAACUGGCUUCGCAGCGAGUUCGCGGCUGCGAACGCGAUUAUAGAUUGUCUUGUUCAGCAUUUGCGUGUUGUGGGUGAGGGUGGUGAGUAUGAUUUUGUUGUAGGUGCGAUUGAGCAGAGGAGGGUUAAUUGGACUCAGGUGGCGUGGAGGAGGCAGCAGAGGCCGGUUAAGCCGGUUGUUAAGGAGUUUAGGAAGGUUAGGCAAUGGCAGAGAUUUGAGCCUGUUAAUGGUAAGGAGGGUAGUAAUUCUAGUGUUGAGUCUCGGCGUUGGGAAGGGAAUUCCGCUGUAAAAGGGUCUCAAGUAGUUGAUAAGAGUGAAGAACUUAAAUCUGGUGGUAAAGUUGGAAGUAAGGAUGAUAAGAGUUCAGACACUACUGAGGAGAAUAUAGAUACUGUAACAAAUCAUCAAUCUGAUGUCAUUUUGAAGAGCUCUGGGAAUUCUCAAGGAUCACUGUCCAGUGCAGAAUGUAAAGCUGUGGAUGUAAAUGAAGAAUGUGCAUCAAAGUCUGGAGAAAAUGAUUCACUUUCUAUGCAAAGUCAACACCAGAACGAAAAUGGUUCUACCAUAGGAAAAACUUAUGUUAGCAAUGAGAUAUUCGAUGGGAAGACGGUUAAUGUGGUUGAAGGAUUGAAGUUGUAUGAUGAUUUAUUUGAUAGUACUGAAAUUUCUAAACUUGGUUCAUUGGUCAAUGAUUUGAGGGUUGCCGGAAGAAAAGGACAAUUGCAAGAAAGUCAGACAUAUUUGUUUUCUAAAAGGCCCAUGAGAGGACAUGGAAGGGAGCUGAUUCAGUUGGGUGUUCCCAUUGUUGAUGCACCACUAGAUGCGGAUAAUGUGACAGCAUCGUUCAAAGAUAAGAAUGUGGAAUCUAUGCCUAACUUGUUUCAAGAUAUCAUUGAGCGCAUGGCUGCCUCACAAGUGAUGACUGUGAAGGCUGAUGCUUGCGUUGUGGAUUUCUAUAACGAGGGUGAUCACUCGAUGCCAAACAGUUGGCCGUCUUGGUUUGGAAGGCCUGUUUAUAUGCUUUUCCUGACUGAAUGUGACAUGACUUUCGGGAGGACAAUUGUCCCAGACCACCAUGGGGAUUAUAGGGGCAGUGUCAAGCUUUCUCUUGUACCUGGGUCCUUUCUAGUGAUGCAAGGAAAAUCAGCCGACUUUGCCAAACAUGCUAUUCCUUCUAUUCAAAAACAACGCAUAAUUGUUACUUUCACAAAGGCUAUACCAAAAAAGUCUUUUCCAAUCAAUGCUGCUUUGCCGGCAACAUCACAUUACUCAACCAGAUCUCCAAAUCAUAUCAGUCAUCGUGCGAUAGCUCCCAAGCAUUAUUCUGCAGUUCAUGUAACUGGAGUACUGCCGGCUCCUUCCCUACAAGCACCUCCUAACAGCAUGCAACCAUUGUUUGUGCCGGCACCAGUUGCUACUCCCAUGCAAUUUGCUACAUCUGUGCCGAUCCCACCUGGCUCUACGGGAUGGACCACAGCUCCUCCAAGGCAUCCUCCUCCUCGAGUCCUUGUUCCCGGCACGGGAGUCUUCCUUCCUCCACCUGGCUCAGCUAAUUCAUCUCAGCCCUCACAAGGUAAAAUGGAUGAAAAUAUUCAAAGGCAAGAAUGCAAUGGAAAUGCCAGUGGAACUGAAGACGAACAAGCUAUAGAGAAAGAAGGGGAAAACAACGGAGAAACUGUCUCAAGCUAA
Messenger RNA from Vicia faba (fava bean), 1818 nucleotides. NCBI's taxonomy places the organism in Eukaryota, Viridiplantae, Streptophyta, Magnoliopsida, Fabales, Fabaceae. The record is from the annotation of a GenBank genome assembly.